GACACAACAUCCACAUCCCGUUCUACCACCAUGAAAAUCCUCGACGCCGGAGACAAUCUGUUCUCAAAUGCUGAUGUCUUGGACUGGGUCGACCGCAAGCGCGCACAACACGCGGCUGAAGACGCAGAAGACAAGGCCAAGGGCCAGAAGCCUGCUGCUCGACCGAAGAAUUUCAUGCGUGUCCUCGAUCGCACCGAACGCGAGCUCAAAAGCGACAAGUACCCGUACGCCAAGAACCCGAGUGCAUACAAGGACGUCGCACGCAGUACCGCUUUCCAAAGAUUCGCGCGCGAAGCAGAGAAUGCCAUGCAGGACUCACUUGAGGCGGAAUGGAAAGAGCGACUGCAGGAGAUGACCAGGGAGCAGAUCGAUAAAGAGUUCGAGCCGGAGCAGGAAAAGAAGUGCCUUACUGAGCCGGAGAUGCUCAUGAUCUACAAUCAUGCGCCGGAGACCAUCGAAAUGCUACAGCCUAUGAUUGAGCAUGUGGAGGAUCGCUUCACCGCGGAAGAGCAGCAGCUACUGGUGGAUGUAAUCGUCCGGACACUCAGGCCAGACGAGCGUCCAACGCAAUCGCAAGGGAACCAACAAGGGGACUAGAAUUCGUCUGUUCGCGACGCUUGCGAGAACGCCAAAGCUGGGAACGACGAGGAAACCGAUAUGAUCGCGUUGGAAGUGGUGACCCGUGACAGAGGACAACAAGUGACGAAAGGGAUGAGCCUCGUUACUUCGAUGUCUGAGGAACUGGCUCAAAGUGCCUUGACAACUUCACGUCCGGACUCGCCACUGGAAGGACGUCGGUCCAAGAUCGGAGACAUGGUCAUUGACAUCGCAGCUCUUCCAACAGUCGUCACAGCAUCUUCUCCACCGGAUUCAUUUGUUGGCGAACCGGUCGCUGAGAGCACUGACUCCACAGCUGGUCAAAAGAAGCGUCGUUUCAACGAUACUGAAGGGACCGCUACUGCAAAGCACGGUAAGAAAAAGAUCACGACGAAGGAGCAAGAAAAACGAGCACCAACUGUGAAAGAGCGUAAAGAUCAAGCAGCAACUGCAGCAGCUAUUCAGAAAAGGGUGCUGGCUGGCACUUUCGGCGAUGCGAAGACCGACAGUGAGGCACAAGAUCACUCAAUGCAGAAAGGAGUGAUUGACGCAGAAGCUAUGGGCGAAAAUGCUGUUCCUUUAAGUCGCAAGCUCCGGUCGUUUGAUCAAUCUUCUACUCGACGCAACACGACUCUGGGACCAAAUAACGAGUCUAGUAUCAUGAAAGGCCAAAGUGAUGCGAAGUCCGGAUUGAAUCGGGAUCCACCUAGCUCAGCUGGCAACUCCUCAAAGGAGACACCAGCUACUGCACUGGUAUCACGCCACGGCCCUAAGAACGAGCAUUCUGCGCAUCUUGGCGCGACUCCCAGCCAGCGUGAAACACGGGCUAGCCAGAGACGAAAAAAGUAUAUAAGUCCAACUGGUCUCGUAUAGCAUCGACGCACAAGGGAAAGGCAGCUCUUGCAAUAUGACGAACAACGUCCAGGUUUGUCGUGAUCUAUUUUGCCUGCCUGGUCUUUAGAGACCUUUGCGUGUGGAUGCGCUCGGAAGCAUCUGCUCGUACGAUGCCUAUUGUGACAUUAGCAUGGGACAAGGAGGCAUCCAUGGAGGAGCCUUGCGAUAACUUACUCUCGUACGCUUAUCACCACUUUGGAAGAUACCAAGUGGAAGCCAAUGUGGCAAGGACCUCAACCACACUGCAGCACCGAGAUUACCUGCCAAGAUGAUUUGCUUUCCGCGUCCGCUCAUGACUUGCUUAACAACUGCGUCGGCGACGCUUUCGGCAGUGAUUAUGCGAGCUCCACCAGCUUCGAGUUGCUUCUGGAAUGGUGCCACCAUAGGCGUCGCCGCAAAGGAAGGGUGCACGCAAGAGAACUUGACUUCCGGUGCGUUGUAGAAGACACGAGUCUCUUGCUGCAGACCCUCGUGGAAACCCCAAGCGGCGACUUUGGUGUUGCUGUAUGGCACAAGUCCAGGAGUCGUAGCGAAAGCAGCCAUAGAUGCAAUGGUCACCACAUGACCUUUCUUAUUCUUCGUCAUGGCCGGAAGGAACUCCUGAACGGUAUAGUAAUGCGAAAUGAUGUUGAUAUCGAACACCUUGCGCAAACCCGCUUCACUCUGCUCCAAAAUCGGCCCCUCACUAGAAAUACCAGCAUUGUUGAUCAGGAUACUUGGAUCGCCAUGUUCGCGUCGGAUGUGCUUCGCGACUUCAGCAACUUGCUUGCGAUCAGUCACAUCACACUUGUAGUAGUGAAUCCUCGGAUUGUUUUUCAUGUCGGCGGGGAGAUCAUCGCGAAUAUCCAAUGCAAUGACGUUCAGUCCUCGAGACGCAAAGUCUUUGGACAUGAGACUUCCGAAACCUCCUGUCGCUCCGGUAAUGACUACGACUUCUUGUGGCCAGUGAUAUCUGUGCUUCUCCGAUCGUAGUCGGAAAUUGUUUUGCGCGAGCUCCGAGAGCCAUGUGUUGGUCUUGCUGACGAGGCCGAUUGCUACGAGCCAUUUGAGCGAUGUGAUCAGUCUCGUAAUGUUUUCUGGGGAGAGAUAUUGGCGGAGCUGGGCGAGGAGUGGCUCUCGGAUGCGGUCUGGUGAUUGUGUGAGCGCGAAGAGAAUGGCGCCUGUUACGGCGGGAGUGAGGAGCUUCGACAUCUUGGCAGGGAGAUCACAGUGAGGCAGUAGUAGAGGCUGUUU
Molecule: messenger RNA, 2724 nt
Organism: Sphaerulina musiva SO2202
Lineage: Eukaryota; Fungi; Ascomycota; Dothideomycetes; Mycosphaerellales; Mycosphaerellaceae
Exons: 2
Coding region: 658-1470 (270 amino acids)
Source: RefSeq, a predicted model, not a curated record